Messenger RNA from Diuraphis noxia (Russian wheat aphid), 433 nucleotides. RefSeq names its product hydroxymethylglutaryl-CoA synthase 2-like. The record is from RefSeq and is a predicted model, not a curated record. Lineage: Eukaryota; Metazoa; Arthropoda; Insecta; Hemiptera; Aphididae.
GAUUUCAUUUCAUUUCACCAUGGACCACUGGCCAAAAGACGUCGGAAUAUGCGCUAUUCACGUCGUCGUACCGUCGUUGUACGUCGAUCAAGCCGAUUUGGAACGAUACGACCGAGUAUCCGAAGGUAAAUACACCGUCGGUCUAGGCCAAAAGCAAAUGGGGUUCUGCACGGAUCUGGAAGACGUGAACUCGCUGUGCCUAACCGCGGUCAGUCAGCUGAUCGAUAACAACGGCCUCAGCUACUCUGACAUCGGUCGCCUGGAAGUGGGCACCGAAACCAUUGUCGACAAGUCGAAAAGCGUGAAAACGGUGUUGAUGAAGCUGUUCGAGGCCAGCGGAAAUUUCCAGGUGGCGGGCAUCGACACGACGAACGCCUGUUACGGUGGCACGGCCUCGCUGUUCAACGCCCUGUCGUGGAUCGAGUAGAGCGCG